Messenger RNA from Yamadazyma tenuis ATCC 10573, 2462 nucleotides. RefSeq lists its product as uncharacterized. The record is from RefSeq and is a predicted model, not a curated record. Gene Ontology annotation, biological process: establishment or maintenance of microtubule cytoskeleton polarity; mitotic spindle organization; microtubule polymerization. NCBI's taxonomy places the organism in Eukaryota, Fungi, Ascomycota, Pichiomycetes, Serinales, Debaryomycetaceae. Gene Ontology annotation, cellular component: spindle pole body; microtubule plus-end; kinetochore. Gene Ontology annotation, molecular function: microtubule plus-end binding; microtubule plus end polymerase activity.
AAACAUACUUGACAAGAAUGUCUGAAGAACCAGAUAUUAGAACCAUUCCCUUAGAGGAACGGCUUGUGCACAAGCUGUGGAAGGCCCGGCAGUCUGCUUAUGAAGACUAUACCAAGCAGUUUGAUAACUCUCGGAAUGAGGACGACGAAUGCUUUUUGAUGUUUAAUAACCAACCCGAGCUUCUCAAAACCAUUGUCACUGAUCUGAACGUGGUGGCACAAGAAACGGGGAUAUUGAUGUUCUCCAAGUACUUGGAUCUUGGGGCCACUCCAAAAACACUCAAUCGCUUGAAGAACGUCGGCAUUGUCCCGGCGUUGUGUGAAAAAGGGUUAUCUUCUUCUAGAGCAGGCACUAAAGCCAAAUCAACUACCUGCUUGUUGAAGUGUGUUGAGAUCCUGGACUCUCCCAAUGGUGUGGUAGAGGCCAUAUUGCCAUUCACAAAGCACCGGCUUCCGAAGUUGGUGGCUGGGUGCGUGAAUGCGUUGUAUCAAAUCAUUGAUGCCUUUGGUUGUACAAUUAUUUCACCAGGACCAAUCAUUGAGACUUUGCCCAAGCUUUUCGCCCAUAACGAUAGAAAUGUCAGAGAGGAAACCAAGGUCUUGACAGUGGAAUUAUACAAGUGGAUGAAAGACAAUUUACGAAAGAUUUUGUUUGAUGACUUGAAGCCCGUUCAGCAGAAGGAAUUAACUACCGCGUUCGAACUGGUUGCUAACGACAUACCGCAACAGAAGACUCUUACGAGAGCCCAGGUGGAGCAGGGACGAGUGGCAGAAGAAAUGAGUGUGGAAGAUGACACCUUUGGAGAAAGCGUUGCUGCGACCCAAGUGGCUACUCAGGUGGAUCCGUUUGAUUUAGUCCAGCCAAUGGUAGUGUUAAGCAAACUACCAGAGGAUUUCCAAGCCCGUAUCAACGAUCCUAUUUGGAAGGAGAGAAAAGCAGUGUUGGAAGAUGUCCAUGGUGUGUUAUCGAAGGUGGUGAAGUUGACUCCCAAAGAUGACUAUACGGAGAUAAUGAGGAUAUUCUCCAAAUGUAUGAGAGAUGCCAACAUCCAAGUGGUGCAAUUGGCAGCCAAUUGUGUUGAAAUAGUUGCAAACGGUUUAAGGAAAAACUUCCACAGGUAUUACCCUAUUGUUCUUGUGCCUAUGCUUGAAAGAACCAAAGAGAAGAAGCCUUCAGUGGCCGAUGCCUUAACAAACGCCCUUGUAGCUGUAUUCCACUCGACUUCCUUGGGUGACAUGUUGGAAGGUACACUCACAGCCAUGACCCACAAAACUCCACAAGUGAAGAUCUCUGCCACCAAUUAUUUGCAGAAAUGCUUGUCCCAAGUAGAUUCCUGUCCAACAUCCAGAGAGGUGGAAGAUAUAAUGACAAUUGGUGUAAAGCUCUUGAGUGAGUCCCAAGAACCUAUUCGUCAAGCUGGAACUAACAUGAUUGGUACUCUCAUGAAAAUUACCGGCGAACGGGAGUUGAAGCAGUUCUUGGAAAAGGUUGACGAAAAUAGAAAAACCAAAAUCUUCAACGUAUAUGAGACUGUGGAGGUUAACUUCAACGGAUCUAACAAAGCUGCAAAGCCCAGGUCGGCAACAGCACCCAACUCUGUCCCCAGUGGUAUCAGAAGAUCAAAUUUCGCUCCACCAACAUCCACUGUACCAUCCAAGAGACUUGCAACAUCACCUGCCAAACGAGUGGAUCAAGUUCCAAAAGCAUCUUCUUAUGGCAGAGGGUUGACAGGAAGAUCUUUGACGUCCAACGUGUCUGCGUCCAUUCCCAGGCUUUCUCCUUCUAUCUCAAGACACGAUAGUAUGGAGGUUGACUCCGAGGAUAUGAAUGAAUUAAGGGCCUUGCGUGAAGAGCAAAAACAAUGGAUCCAAUCUGGAGACCGUCAUAAGGCCACUACGGAAGGUCUCCGAAUGGAAAACAUUUCUCUCAAAGAAAGUGUAAAUGAGUUCAAAACUCUUCUAGAACUGGCGGAGCGAAACAACCAUGUUGCAAACACCAGCUUAAAACAAAAAGACAUGGAAAUAGCUCGCUUGAACAACGACAUUGAAGGAUUAAAACUCAAAGUGAAAGACUUGGAGAACUCGAUUGAUAUGAUGAAAUUGCAACAGAAACCCACCAUUCAACUGUCAGAAGCAUACCCAGGUUUGUACAACAUUUCACCAUACAAAUCCAGACUAUACGAGGAAUCUGGCCAAAGAAGUACGUCGGGAGACCUCAGCUCCCGCGUCAACCGGCUUUCUAUUGACGGAGAAGGACAAAAGGAAAAUGUCGAACAAGACAGGACUAGCCCCCCAAAGAGGUACGACAGUUUCAGCGGCAGUUUUGCCCUUGAAGAUAGAGAAAAAGACUGGACUAGUGCCGCCGAUAUCACCAAUCAACUCAAAGAACGGAUCAAAAAGAUGAAAGCCAGAACCAGUAUAGCUUCGAACACUCAUGUAUAGUAAUAGGAACAGUAUAUUUGC